Leptidea sinapis is the source of this 6985-nucleotide messenger RNA. It is a transcript of the gene Eip93F, whose product is annotated as mushroom body large-type Kenyon cell-specific protein 1. Bases 718 to 2928 code for a protein of 736 amino acids. Gene Ontology annotation, cellular component: nucleus. The record is from RefSeq and is a predicted model, not a curated record. Lineage: Eukaryota; Metazoa; Arthropoda; Insecta; Lepidoptera; Pieridae. Gene Ontology annotation, molecular function: DNA binding. The transcript has 7 exons. Gene Ontology annotation, biological process: regulation of transcription by RNA polymerase II.
UGCAAGUGUGCACGAUCUAUGCACUGCGCAAUAGAAAAACAAACAGGUCGAAAGCAAUUAGAUGAAGUUCGAAAUUUGAAAACUGACACGUGACGUUGACAUUUUCGGAAUCUGAAAUUCCCGCGCGCGGGAAAGAGACAGACGCAAUUCGGUUAUGGUGCCUAGCGAAAUUAAAUAAUGAAAAGUGGCAGUAUUUUUGUUGUGUUUACGCGUGUUGCUAGUUCGUUUUGUUGUAUUGAAGUUCAUGUGGUGUUGCCAGCGCCAUCUACGUCCUUACAUACGGUAAAUAGUUGUAAUUCAAGGAGCGCUUAAACAGUAGUGGUGUGUAAUAAAUGAUUAAUUGUGCGAGUUGAAAAGUUUUUGGAUCGCCAGUACUGUAAGUAGCGCGGGAAUCUUUAUACAUAACCUAGGACAAUCUUCAGUUGCGCAUGAACUGUUUAAUGUGCCACCACGCACGCAUUUACAAAAUUAUCCAAAUUAUUUACUCGAUUUAUAAAACUUUUAACUUUCGCGCGUGACAGUUUAUAUACCUCGUCAUAACAUUUGCUCAAUAUUGUGAUCAUAGACAUAGUGCCUUAUUUACAUACUUUUUUGUGAUGCCAUAGAGCAUGGUGCAAAAGAAUCCAAAGAGGUUUUAUAUAUCCGAAAAGACUAAAACCUUUGUUGUAUGCCUAUGGACUACAGCAUAUAAUUUACAAGGGUUGCCGAGUGUAUGAGAUGGCGGAGUGUUCGUUCGUGCGUUGUCAACAGGAACGACGCGCGAUUCGCAAGGAACUACAGCGCUGGACCAAGAACAUGGUCUACAUACUCGGUCUAGAACGGGUGGCGGAGGAGUUGAUGGGUCGAAGAAAAUGGAAAUUGUACCAAGACGCAUUGAUACCAAAACGAAGCGAGGGCGAAGCGUCAAGCGACGAAGACUCCAUGCAUACCACAGACCACCCUCCCGCGCUCAAGAUAAAAACCAUCGAGCAGAUCAACGAGUCCGAGAGAGAAGCAGACGGAGAGAGAAGGAAGGAUUCCAUACUGGAGAGUUUGAUUAAGCGGCCGGCGACCACGCCAAAGGUUGACAACCACGACGAGCCGACGGACUGGAAGCCGGCGGACAAAUGCUACUUCUGUGUCGACGGCGCAGAGCCAGGGCGGGGGGAGCGGGCCGCGGGGGGAGAGGGGGCCGAGAGCGUAGCGGGCGGCGCGACGAGUCCCGCAUCGGAAUCGGAUAGCAGUUCUGUGUCGGGAGCUAAAAGUCCUCCCGCGGGACCUCCGCUCCUGCAACAUUUACUACAGCUACAGCUUCAAGGACAAAACCCCCAAGCCAUCGCGCAGUUCCAACAGAUGUUGGCUGCUCUUGCGGCUCUGGGCACCGGGCUGGUGCCGUCGGCGCUCUCUCAAGCCUGGAUGAUGCAGAGGCUAGCAGGAGCCAGGCCACCACUAGACGGUGUCCCCGAAGUAUGUGAGAAGGUGCCUCCAAGCUCAUCGCCGACGGUGGCAGAACAGCCACUAGACCUCAGCGCCAAGUCGACCUCCAGCACUAGUGGAACUCCUCCCCCGGACAUCAAAGGCCACAGCCUGGACAACACGAGGUUAAAGCGCGCAGUUCUCGAAGGUUCUGGUAACAGCACUCGUCGCACGUACACAGAAGACGAGCUCCAGUCCGCAUUGAGGGACAUUCAGUCCGGACGACUUGGCACGAGACGCGCUGCAGUUGUCUACGGCAUCCCUCGCUCCACGCUCAGAAAUAAAGUCAAUAAGUUUGGCCUUGCAGCUGAAACUGGCCAAGAGUCUGACCAGGACAGUGAUCCUGAAAAACCAGGCACGCCAUCCUCUGCACCCACACUGCCAAUUCUUAAAAUACCAUCCUACCCUCCACCUGAUGAAAAAAGUCCCUCCCCGGCCACUUCUGUCACCACGCCAGUAACGCCAAUCACUCCACUACUGUCUCAUCAGCCGUCGCUAAAUCCUCCCUCUCAGCUACUACUACCACCCUCAGUCUUCGCAGAUCCUCCUGCACCACAACAUUUAUUCACGUCACUAAGUGACGUCAUAGCUAAGAGUAUUAGUCAAAAGUUUCAACAACCAUUAGAGAGACCUCAAGCGGAUAUGUACAUGAGAGCACCGGAUAGACACGUUUCUGUUAUUAAAACACCGCCAGAUAAUCAAAGGAACUACGCAGUUCCUAGCAACUCAAAGGCGACGAACAAUGGUCAACCGGCGACUGGUGGGAAAGGGACAAGGCCUAAGAGAGGCAAGUACAGGAAUUACGAUAGGGAUAGCCUAGUAGAAGCUGUGAAAGCGGUACAGAGGGGCGAGAUGUCAGUACAUCGCGCAGGGUCCUACUACGGCGUUCCUCAUUCUACACUGGAGUACAAAGUUAAGGAGAGGCACUUGAUGCGGCCUCGGAAGCGAGAGCCAAAACCCCCACAGGAUACGAAGCCACAGCCGCCGAAACCGCCUCCUAAGCCCGUUAAGCCAUUUACGAAUGGUAUGAAUGGUCCGGAUAGCUAUCCACCGGGUUAUCCUUUCUGGCCGGGCACGGGUUUCGCGCCGCCACCAACGCCGGACUUAUAUACGUCGCAUAUGAUGCGGCGUCUCCGGGGAGAGGCACCGCCAGCUAACGGGUCGUUCCUCGAGGGGAUAAUACGGUCGAGUCUAGAGCGGCCGGGGACGGCGAUUCUGCAGCGACUGACUUCGGAACCGCGAGCGGAAGCGCCCAGCUUACUGCGGCGACUGGCUGGUGAGCCGGACGAGGAGCCCCCUGCGCGGCGCCCCCGCCUUGACUCUGACCAUCAGCUUGCGGCAGAAAUGCGAGAGGCAGUCCAGCGACUACGUGCCGACAAAAUGCGUCCCCGCAACGGAACCCCCACGCCGCCCGGUCGGCCUCCCUCGCCACCUCUCGAAGCCCCUCAACAAGCCCCCCCACACACAGCCUAGCACCCAUUCACCCUCACUCACCGUUUGUGAUAAGGUACAUUCCGUUUAUCCGGGACUACGACCGUGUGUACUAUAGACAAUAAAGUUUUUUUUUUUGUGUAUUUAUGCGUUUAUGUAGUUCAGCUUCCCCCCGACACGAUAUCACCAAAUAUCACAAUAGUUACCUAAAGUCACAACCAGUUCAAUAUAACACAGCUUUACGAUUGCAAUAUCACAAUUAAAUAGUGUUAGACGGCCGUGAUAGAUAGCUCGUCGGGUUUGUAUGUCUGUGGUGCGCGGUGUUAUUCUGUUCUGUAACACAUUCAAAUUUAGAAGCCGAACAAAUUUUAAAUUAAACGAGUGAAAGAAAGUAUGAAUUAUGCUGGCUGGUCCAAUUAUUUUAUUACAUUAAAAAUUAAAACAAAGUGACAUCGCGAAUCAACAAUAAAUCAGGUUGUCCUAAAUUGACACAAAUCCACAGAACCUCUUUUUGACAUUGUUUUAAGUGAAAGACAACCAAAAGUUAAUGUUAUUAAAUCAACUAUUUAAAUAUUUUUAAGUAAUAAACAAUGUAACAAAUUAAUUAUAAUGCUAGCUAUGAGUGUAAAUGUUAUUAAGUGAUUUAUCGCAAAUUUUGUGCGGUGUUUUUAUAAUUAGAUAGGUAAUAUAUUGAAUGAAAUUAUUAGUUAUGGCGGGAAGAUCACGCCGUCUCACUUUAUUGCGUGGGCGAUACAUUCGUGCGAGAGAGAUGCAUGUACAUUUGUGAGCUUCGUCGAAAGCUAAGUUCGGACUUAUGUGCAAUUAUUAUUUUGUAAAAAAAAAUAGUAAUUAAAACUGUGUCUAAGCUAACACGUGAAUUUCCAUAUUACUGAAUGUGAUAUUUAGGCAUUACGAUGGCAGAGUACGCGACUAUCUUCGGCCCAACGGCCCAUCACGAUAUUCUACGCAUACAUACAAACAUACUAGUAAACUUAUAUAUUAUAUGUAUAUUUUAUGUACUAUUAUUAUAACUUAAGGAGAUGUAUUCUUAUUUUUCAUGGUCCAAGUUUUAAAUGUUUUAUCAACUAUACAAAAAUAUGGAUAAUCAUUAAUAUAUUCUUGUCGACUUUAAAAAAUUAACACAAAAAAAAAUCCUCAAAAAAAUAAUUAUAUCUUCUUUGUGACAUUUUGGUGUUCAACUAUGUUAUCGAGGUAUGAAUUGUGAAAUGUAUACGCUCUCCCAGAAUAAUAUUAGGUAAAUUUGGAUAUAAAAUUACGAUUACUUAAGUAUAUUUACGUGUAAAUGCCUCAACAAAUUAAUAUGUCUUUGUAUUCUGUAUGUAAUUAAAUUAUACAUAUAUUAUAUACACGUUUAAAGAUAAUGUCGUACAUUUUUUCUUCGGAACCAAGUGUGGUUUGAAAAUAGAAUAGCGAGUUUGUAGUCGACAUUUCGUCAUAGACAAAAUUCCUUAUUUAAACUUUGAAUAAGCAACUUCCGAAUCGCCAUACAUAUCCAAUGCCGAGAUGUCGAAGCCAGGCUCUGUAGAAAAAAAAACAAAAAUUUUUAUAUUCAAAAUUUUACUAGUCGUUAGCGUUCUUCUAUGCCCUGUCCUUUUUGAAUUUUAUUUAAACCUGUAUAUAUUAUCAAUUGUUUGCAUUUAUUGUUUUGAUAUCCGAAACCAGUUCAAACCGCAUUUAAAACAAGAAGAUAUUGUAAUAAAAUGGCGCGAAACGUAAUAUAACCUAUGUUUUUUUAAACACAUAAAUUUAUCAGCUUAAAAUAAAUGUAAACAAAAAUCGCGCCAUUUUAGUUAGCUUCUCAACUGUUAUAAAAAGAAACAUCGUUUUUGCUACAUCAGUGUUAUGCCAGACAUAUUUUUUGUUUUAAGUAUAAAAUGGUUAUUUCGUAUAAGUUUUGUACAGCAUUAUAGGAUGGGACACUUUGCAAAGAGAAUGUAGAUAUUUAAUGAACAUUCCGCUUAGAAUGUUAAUAGAUUUUUUAAUUAAUUUAAUAUAAAUAUUUCGCGCAUUGGGAACAAAUCAUUAUGUUGUUUAAUCUUAUUUUGUAACGUUAGAUAAUUUUAAGUGGCUUUAUUUUAAUUAAUAUCUACCCUUAUAAUAAUAUAUAUUAUAUUGACAUGUUAUAUGCAUUGUUUUUGUGCAGUGUUUAGGGUUCAAAGGCCCGGUUUGAAAAGAGAGUUGCGACUGAUAAGUAGUAGAAAUUGCCAAGUGUUUUGCACUGGCCGGAUUGUACAAAUUGUACCUUAACGCCGCCUGAAUAAAUGUUUUUUUGCAGUGAUCUCUGAAGAUUGAUAAUUCCUUUCUCGAAUCAUAAUAAACGAAUCCUUUGCCAUUUAUAAGUGUAACUCUCAAAUAGAAUGCUUUAAGUACGUUAUUAUUUAACAACGUUCGAAAUUUAAGUUAAACGUUACAUUUGAAAUAGAAACGAUCGAAAUUUAAAUAUUGUCCGCUUGAGGUCACUGGUUUAUUAUUAAAUCGUUUUUAUUGUAUAUUGUUCAUUUUCCACAUAGUUCUUAAGUAUUUUAGUUAAUAUCGUAAUGUAACAUUCGAUUAAUAAUAGAGUUUAGGAGUUCUUAAAUAUUUUGUUAUUUUUUCGUAUUAAAAUCAUUAAGGGUUAGGUUAGUCUUGAACAAUCCUCGGGCUUCGGCUGGUCCAGGAACAAAAAGACAAUGAAUGAAAGUUGCAUUUUUUUUUUAUUCUAUUAAUAGACUACAGAUUUGUAUGCAAUUGUAGAAUACGUCAUUCUUCGUUUGAUUUCUUUUGUCUACGCCUAAAGGCUGAGGCCACUUCAUCUACAUGUACGAUCUAAAACAUUUUAUAAUCAUUAUUAACAAAAAAGAUUCUCAAGCGAAGAAAUAUAUCAAUUUUAAAAGACAUUUGGAUUAAUUAAAAACAAUAUGUUGUCUGUUUGUGUAUCUGUUCUAUAGUAUGUUUCGUUUUAUUCGUUCGAUUGUAAAACGACUAACAUAUUUUUUUUCUAUACUAUGUUUUCCAUUUAUAUUACUUAUGUAUUUCUAGAAAAUUAAUUUUAUAUUAAAGCAACAUAUCUAUGUUAGAAUUUAGUGGAACGGAAUGUUCAGCGACACGAGAACUGUCAGCUGUGACAGAUGACGUUAAAAUUUUAUGUACAACACAAAGCAUUUAAUUUUAGAUCAUAUUAAAUAUAAUAUUAUUGAAUAGUGUAUAAAUUUGAGAUAUGUUUCAUUGUGUAUUUAUUUGAUAAAAACGCUUAAAGAUACACAUCACAUACUGGGGAGAUAUUUUCUUCAUUUAGUGUUGCCUCAUGUAAAAAUUUAUUUGUGAUUGAUUUUGGUAAUGGACCAAGUUUAGUGCGAUUUGUUUUAAAUGUAUUCUAACAAAAGCUAACCAGAUCAAAUUAUUAUUGUUAUUUUAUUAUCGAGUACAAUUUAUUGGGAUAAUCAUAUUUUUUCAUUAUUAUACUAAAGUACGUUCAUGUUGCAGAGAGAAUUUUGAGUAAUGACCUUUACUGCUUUAUAAUUAUUAUUACUAAUUAAUAUCAUACGGCUCCCGCCCUAUGUGCGACAGGGACAGGUAGUAAGAGGUCAUUGUCCGAAAUUCUCUCUUCUCCGCGUACAGUACUAAAUAUGUAUACAUUAUUUGUUAUUUUGUUCCUUUAGUUUUUAUUAUUUCGUUCACAGUUAACAAUAAUUAUGUAAGUAUGUUUAAUAGAUAUAUAUAUUAUACUUCCUCAGUAAUAAACGGUGAUGUUAUUGUUGAAUUGAUUGGCUAAACAAUUGGCGAAUGUAUUGAAUCUAGUCAAAUUUAAAAAAAAAUGGAAAGCUAAGCUUAAAUUCGACUGACAUUGUUUGAAAUGUUGCAAAAACGUCCAAAAGUUCGCAAGGCGAUGGUUUGGUGGAAUUGUAGAUUCGCAAUGGGUGUACAUAAUGUUCUGCGUACUAUAUGUAUGUUACGUAGAGUGUCCGAGCGAUGCGUAUGUAAUAUCCUUUACAUGUAAGACGUUAAUUACGUUAUAUUAAUGAUGGCUGGUUAGGCAGAUGUAACAGUGUGCGAGGAUGUUUAAAACCUGUAUACAAUAAAUUUCUUUCAUUUGUUGAAA